GGUCUAUCUAACUAAACGUUUCUAGUUCUAUUUUUUUUUUAACUUCAGCGACGUUAGAGGAUGCUCGCUCGCUUUCUUGUGCUCACCAUUCAACUUUUUGGAUGUGGCAAGAAAUUCAAAAAAAUAUUUAAUCUAUGUCUAUGCCCAUGACAUGAACACGGAUUUGCCGCAAGAGGGCGUAGUUGUUUUAUUCAGAAAAAUCUGAAAGCAAAAACGGGAAAGUUAAUAAUUUUUUGGUGAAAUAUCAACGAAUUCUUAUUUUUUUGGUUUAUAUUCUUUGAAAAGUGAUGCUCUGUUUUGAUGGGAUAAAGUGAAAGUUUUAUGUGAAGUGAAAUACAAGUUCUAGCGACCUAUGAAACAAAAAACUGUCGUUGCGCACGAUAUACCCAACGCCAUUUUGAGGCGAAAUUUUAUAGCGCGGGUCGUGGAGGAUGGCUGGCCGGCCGCUCCCGCAGUGACCGACCGACGCUGCAGCCGCGCAGCUGGCGCUCAUCAAGAUGCCGCGUCCGGGUAGUCUGAAGGACCCGGACAUUGCGGAGUUAUUCAGCAAGCAUGACCCAGAGAAGAUAUUUGAGGAUCUGCGCGAGAUUGGUCACGGCUCCUUCGGGGCAGUGUACUAUGCUCGCUGCAACCUCACCAAGGAGAUUGUGGCUAUCAAAAAGAUGUCCUACCUCGGCAAGCAGAGCGAGGAGAAAUGGCAGGACAUCCUGAAAGAGAUCAAGUUCCUCAAGCAGCUGGAACAUCCCAACACCAUAGAGUAUAAAGGCUGCUACAAGCGGGAGCACACGGCAUGGCUGGUGAUGGAAUACUGUGUGGGGUCAGCGUCAGAUAUCAUAGAGGUACACAAGCGGCCAUUACGCGAAGAGGAGAUCGCAGCUAUAUGCGAGGGCGUGGUCUGUGGUCUGUCCUACCUGCACAGCCUAGGCCGCAUUCACCGCGACAUCAAGGCGGGCAACAUACUGCUCACUGAGAACGGCAUAGUGAAGUUGGCUGACUUUGGCAGCGCCAGCAUCAAGUGCCCGGCUAAUAGUUUUGUGGGGACUCCAUACUGGAUGGCUCCUGAGGUUAUAUUGGCCAUGGAUGAGGGGCAGUAUGAUGGCAAGGUGGACGUGUGGUCGCUGGGCAUCACGGUGAUCGAGCUGGCGGAGCGCAAGCCGCCCUACUUCAACAUGAACGCCAUGUCGGCGCUGUACCACAUCGCGCAGAACGACUCGCCCACGCUCGCGGCGCCAGAAUGGUCUGACCGUUUCCGCUACUUCGUGGAGGCGUGUCUUCAGAAGAACCCCUCAGAACGGCCGUCUUCAUCCAAGCUUCUCUCACACCCCUUCAUCAGCAAGCAGCGGUCUCCCAAUGUGCUGGUCGACCUCAUACAGAGGACGAAGGCAGCUGUCAGAGAUCUGGACAACUUGAACUAUAGGAAGAUGAAGAAGAUAUUGAUGGUCGAUGCGGAUAGUGAGAGUGCUAUUGGCGACAGCGAGGAGGCGGCGGAGGAGCGGUCGGGCGGCGACAGCUCCAAGUCCAACUCGGCCACCUCGGAGCACAGCGCGGCCGGCGCCUCCAGCCAGAGCUCCUCCUCGGGCAGUCUGCGGCGGCGGCAUGCGAUGAACGCCAACCACCACAGUCAAGACCAGCAGGUGCCCCAGUACACGCACCUCAACCACCAACACUCGUCUCACUCGGUCAGGGCACGAAAGCGCUGGACUAACAUAUUCUGCUGUUUCCUACGCAGGGAGAGCGAGAGCCCUCUCCCCUCCGCCAACGACGACUACGUGAACCGGGACGCCCUGCGCGACUACGCGAACAGAGACUCGUUGUGUGACGACUACGGCGAUGACUACGCGAAUAGGGACGCGAUACGGGAGUCGCAGCGGGAAAGAGAGCGGGAGAGGCAAGCCAAUGAGUACAGAGACUAUGUGAACGCGCCGUCGACGUGGCAGCGUGAGCAGGACUCGGAUGAUAAUAGGAAUACGCAGCGCCGGCCGGCGCCUAAUAGAACUGGUGUGAGUAACAACGUGAGCGUGGCGCUCUCGCUGGCGGAGCACGGCGCGAACAACUUCGCCACGAUACGCACCACCAGCAUCGUCACCAAGCAACAGAAGGAACAUAAUCAGGAGAUGCACGAGCAGAUGUCGGGCUACAAGCGCAUGCGGCGCGAGCACCAGGCGGCGCUGCUGAAGCUGGAGGAGCGCUGCAAGGCGGACGUGGACGCGCACAAGUGCCAGUUGGACCGCGAGUACGACGCGCUGCUGCAGCAGCUGUCGCGCGAGCUGGAGCGGCUGCAGACGAAACACGCGCAAGAGCUCGAGCGCAAGACCAAGCAAAACGCGGCCGUCGAGAAGAAGCUAAUAAAGGACAUAACGGCGCGACAGGAGCAGGAGCGGAAGGCGUUCGACGCGGCGCGCAAGAGGGAGUAUAAGGCUAAUAAGGAGCGGUGGAAGCGGGAACUGAGUAUGGAUGAUGCCACGCCUAAGAGACAGCGGGACGCUACGUUGCAGUCCCAAAAAGACACCCUCAAACAAGCCGAAGCGGCAGAAGAAGCCCGACUGCUGCGCUCUCAGCGCUCACACCUGGAGCUGGAGCUGCGCCGCUUCCGCCGCCGCCGCAUGCUCGCCGCGCACCACAAGCAGCAGGAGCUGCUCCGAGAGGAGCUGAACAAGCGGCAGCUGCAAUUAGAGCAGGCGCACGCGAUGCUGCUGCGCCACCACGAGAAGACGCAGGAGCUCGAGUACCGACAGCAGAAGGGCGUGCACGCGCUCAGAGAGGAGCAACUGUCGAACCAGCACGCGACGGAGCUGGCCAACCAGCGCGAGUACAUGCAGCGCGCCGAGCAGGAGCUGCGCAAGAAGCACGCGCUGCAGCUCAAGCAGCAGCCCAAGAGCCUCAAGCAAAAAGAAAUGCAAAUACGGAAGCAGUUACGGGAAACGUGUAAGAUCCAAACGCGGCAGUAUAAGGCGUUAAAAGCGCAGAUAUUACAAACAACACCUAAGGAGCAACAGAAGGAGGUGAUAAAGAACCUGAAGGAGGAGAAGCGCCGCAAGCUGGUGCUGCUCGGCGAGCAGUACGAGCAGAGCAUCAGCGAGAUGCUGCAGAAGCAGUCCGUCCGGCUGGACGAGAGCCAGAUGAUGGAGUGCCAACAGCUGAAGAUGCAACUAGAACACGAGCUGGACAUGCUGACGGCGUACCAGAGCAAGAGCAAGAUGCAGGCGGAGGCGCAGCGCAACCGCGAGCGCCGCGAGCUGGAGGAGCGGGUCGCCGUGCGCCGCGCGCUGCUCGAGCAGAAGAUGGAGUCGGAGGGCGCCCAGUUCGUGGCGGAGCGCGCGGAGCGCACGCGGCUGCUGCACGAGCGGCACGAGCGCGAGCUCGACCACUUCGACAGCGAGAGCGCCAGGCUCGGGUUCAGUGCGAUGGCGAUAGCGGAGGGCAGCCGCGGCGACUACGACGAGGAGCAGUCGCUGUCGGGGUCGAUGCUCUCGCUCGCGCACAGCAACUCCUCGGCCAGCUUCCCCGCCGGCUCGCUCUAGCGCGCCGCCCACUCGCUCUCUUGCUAGCCACCCGCCUCCUUGCGUACCACACACACUGGCCACUCGGAAAAAAUAAAAAGUUAAAUUCGAAGAAAAAUUUACGGACUCGUGGUCAUAGUUGGAUGACGAGCGCGCGUUCCAAAAUCAAAUCACUUCAUUUUGAACACGGAUAAUCAAUACAUUCGCCCACAAUCUGACUCAAUCAUGUACAAAUAUUGAAACCUUAAUUAUUCUAAAGAUUCCACCAAAAAGUGCUUUAUAGAUUCGAUGUCAUGUCAGUAUUGUUACAGUAUGCCUGUAGGUCCCGUCGAUAGGCAAGCUUUUAAUCUCGGUAUAGGCUGUUGAAUCACGAGGUAAACGUAUUUUUAUAUAGUCAGUAAUUAAAAGUAUACAAAAUGCUAGCGGACUAUUAGCAAUAGAUCGUGGUCUAUUAUAAUUUAAAUCGCUGAGACUGUACGGCCCUCCCUUAGCGACCAGACACGCAAUAUUAAACUCUACGGCAUUCGUAUUAAACGCUUGAAUAGUAUUUACGUUGUCUUCCAACUUACCAAGUGAUAAGUGCGGGAGGGCUUUUCCUGUUCUAUAUUUUGAUAAGAUAUCGCGUCAGUAUGUAAAUGAUAUGCAAGAGUGUGUCCUAAAUUUUUGUACGGUAAUGGUUGACCCGAACUGAUCUAUAUAACAUUGCUUUUAUUACCACGCCACUGCCAAAUAAAUGGCGCAUAUUUAAUCGCAAAUGUACAUGUUACCUCGUUGUCUUUAAUUUGGCGUUGUACGUUGAGAGAUUGACUGUAAAGUUUAAGGCACACUGUUGUCUUACCAUUUAGUGUGUAUGUUGAAGCGUCGAGUGCUGAUAGAAUGGUGUUAUUAAUUAUUUAUAUGAAAAUGCAAUGAUAAGUGAAAAUGAGACGCUUUUUUCUAUUAGGAAUCCUAUCACAACGCCGCUCGGUGCAGUUCCGCUUGCGACCGCCCAUGACUAGUACUAAACAUGAUGCAAUAAAUGUUCCAAGAUCUCCUAGGCGUAAGACAAUGAAUCACAGGUGACACAUGACGUUUAGACCGUCCGUCCUAUGAAGACGAGCGCACGCGCAACUGUACUGAAUGGAAUAGACGACGCGAUUCAAAUGAUUAGUACUUGUCAGCUCUUGUAUAAUAUUGUAGUGUACAAUAAGUUUCUAUAGUGUUUAGGGAACUUUUCAUCUCUAUGUGAGAGCAGCAGAGAUGAAAGAGGAACGAAUGAACAAGUAGGGGCCGCGCGUGUUGCGCAGGAGUGACCCGGCCCCGCGCAGUCUGCUCAAACUGAGCCUCCCGCGCUCGUCGCCCAUUGGUUGAAAAUAUUGGACAGAAACUAUUAUUUACAUGUUUAGAUAGUCGAAAUUUCUAAUGUUCAUAUCAUUAGGUUUUACUUUAGGAGCAAUUUUUACAUUUUAUAUAUGUAGCUGUGUUGUUGUGAGUUGAAAUUUUAUUGAGUGGACUGAUAUAUAUUUUUCUUUUUUUAUUUGGCCUAGUUUGAUUUGUUGCGGUAAAAGUUGUUUGCAGCGAUGCAAUCGAGAUUGUGUU
Molecule: messenger RNA, 5078 nt
Organism: Plutella xylostella (diamondback moth)
Lineage: Eukaryota; Metazoa; Arthropoda; Insecta; Lepidoptera; Plutellidae
Source: RefSeq, a predicted model, not a curated record